ACUUCCACGCGGCCGAGCCGGCCCGGGGCCCCGCGCGUCCCUGCGGGCGCCUCCCCGGACCCGGGACCCUCGGGUAUUGGGGAACAAGGUCGAGCCGCCUGGGUCCUCCGGAAGAGAAGAUAGCGCGAAGGCGCGCCUGUGUUACGGGCGCCACCCGGACCUGCCUCUUCCUGACUUUUAGGGGGCGGUAAGAAGACAGGUGUGUGGGGUCGUACGGCUGUAGGUGGGGCGCCGGAGCUCUCUGCGACCUGGGCCUGGGCCAUCUCAGGGGUUUAGUUUCUUCCAACUUUGGCCCUACCUGGCCAGGUCAUCAGGUCAGCUUUGGCACCUUCCUCCUCUGGGUUUCGGCAAACAACCCCCCAGGGACUUAACUCGAGUUGGUCGCGGACACGGUCAGGUCAGACACUUGCCCGUGACAUGUAUAUCACGCACACAUUGACACACGCGUCCCUGUUGGCCUCCGUUGAAGUGAAAACUCCGGGACGCGUUUGCAUCUUCCCGCCGAGCCCGGGAGAAGGGGCGCGAGGGACACGUCCCGAUGCUAUAGCCGCGAUGGGAACCACUAGUCCGGUUUUUCUCUCUCGGCUUCUCUCCGGUGAGUGAGGGGCGUCGGCCUGGAUCGCCGGCUGCGGGACAGCUUCUCUUGCCCAGGUGAGCCUCGAUGGUGUCCUCUAGGGACAGGACCCAACUUUUGAGGUUCUUGGACAGGCCCCCUCCUCCGGACCUCAGCCCCUCGGGCCGGUCGCCCGCCCUCCCCGCGACAGCGCGUCCGGCAGCCUCGGCCUGGGUGGCUGCGCGGCGGAGCUGCGGCUCCGGGAAGCUAAAACUAAUCCUCCGGGAAGAACAGGGCGAAAGGAGAGACGCCCCGGCACGGAGCAGGGCGCCCUGUGCAUCUCAUUCCGGGGAACUGGGGCGGCGCCCGCGAAGAGGGCCCUGAUGCCCGCCGCGGGCGGCACGGGCGCUCCGGCGGGAAGACCCCGGGGCGGAAGAUCGCAGUGUCCUCGGGCACCUGCGCGUCUGCCCUUUGCGCUGAACCGCGCGGGCUCCGCGCCGCCCCCGGGGCGCUGCGAUUGUGGGCGCAGAGGCGAGUUCGCUCUGGGCGUGCGCGGGAGACGCUGAGCUUGCGGAGCGCAGCUCUUGGCCGGGCUUGGUGCUCAGCACCCGGCCAGCGCCUCUACCUCUCUUUCCGACCGGCCGCGGUGCCGCCUUAUUGCCAGUCGCCUACUCCGAGCGGCGGGGGCAGUGGCCGCGCCGUGGGCACUGACCGUGCGAGAGGCGGCGAGAUGAGGCCGGGGGCAGGCGAGCGGGGGCCGCUCCGGGCGCCGCUUCCACUCCAGCGAGCGCGGGGAGCGCGGGGUGUGGCCAGGCCGCGCGCAGAGGCACCCUGGCAGCGAGGUUGAGCGAAAAGUUUGAGGCCGGAGGCCGCGAGGCCACGCGGUCCGCGUUCGCCCAGCGCGCCCGCUGUCGCUCGGGCUCGGGCUCCCUCUGCAGGGAACGGAGGUGGCGCCUCCCAGCAAACCGGGCCGACCGGGUAGGGUCUCCCGCCUUCCCCGCUCUCCGCUUGUGGCUCCCGGGCGGCCCGGGAAACUGGCCCCGCACCACGCGGCCUCCGCGCCCAACGGCCGCUCGGGAGCUCCGAGGGGCGGACCCGGCGACCGGCUGACUCCAGGCGGCGACCGCUCGCUCCAAACUUCGUGUCCUGAGAAGUCCGCUCAAGUUCUAGAGUUUUCAGACAACUGGACUCCCCUGCCCCAGGCAGCCCCCUGUGGGCGAUGCCCAAGCGCGCGGCUUCCCGCGCGUGGCCCAAGGAUCUAGCUGGGUGCCCCCCGCCUCAGGGAGCUUCGUCGGACGCCGCCAGCGCUGUCUCCUUUCCCCAAGAUGGGGCAGCCGCGGGGAAUGACGCUGCUGCCUCGACAGCCCCGGCUCCGGGCGGGGAGGCCGAGCCCCACAGCCGGCACCGGGACUCCCGCCUGCGCAGCACCGAUAAGGAGCUAAAGGCAGGAGCCACCGCAGCGGGCAGCGCCCCGACAUCGCUGGGGACCCCCGGGCAGCGGGUGCCUCAGGUCGAGGUUAUGGAUCCAGCGGGCGGACCCCCGAACAGGCUCCCACGGCCCUGCCGCGUGCUGGUGCUUUUGAACCCGCGCGGGGGCAAGGGCAAAGCCCUGCAGCUCUUCUGGAGCCAUGUGCAGCCCCUGCUGGCCCAGGCCGAAGUCUCCUUCAAACUGACGCUCACUGAGCGGCAAAACCAUGCCCGGGAGCUGGUUCGGGCGGAGGAACUGAGUCGCUGGGACGCACUGGUGGUCAUGUCCGGAGACGGGCUGAUGUACGAGGUGGUGAACGGGUUAAUGGAGCGGCCUGACUGGGAGACUGCCAUCAGGAAGCCCCUGUGUAGCCUCCCAGCUGGCUCUGGCAAUGCGUUGGCAGCUUCUCUGAAUCAUUAUGCCGGCUAUGAGCAGGUGACUGAUAAAGACCUCUUGACCAACUGCACACUGCUCUUGUGCCGCCGGUCGCUGGCGCCUGUGAACUUGCUGUCAUUGCAGAUGGCCUCGGGGCAGCGCCUCUUCUCCAUGCUCAGCCUGGCAUGGGGCUUCAUUGCUGAUGUAGAUCUGGACAGCGAGAAGUUUCGGCGCCUGGGGGAGAUGCGCUUUACUGUGGGUACCCUCCUACGCCUGGCAGCCCUGCGCAUCUAUCAGGGCCAACUAGCCUACCUCCCCAUAGAAAGGGUGGUCUCCAAGAUGCCCAGCUCACCUGCUCUGGACCAGCAAGGCCCUGUGGACACCUACCUCGUGCCCCUGGAGGAGCCAGUGCCCUCUCACUGGACCAUGGUGUCUGAGCAGAACUUUGUGCUGGUGCUGGCUCUGCUGCACUCACACCUGGCUAGUGAGAUGUUUGCUGCGCCCAUGGGCCGCUGUGCUGCUGGCACGAUGCAUCUGUUCUACGUGCGGGCAGGUGUGUCCCGGGCCAUGCUGCUGCGCCUCUUCCUGGCCAUGGAGAAGGGGAGGCACAUGGAGUGUAACUGUCCCUACUUGGUGUAUGAGCCUGUGGCUGCCUUCCGCCUGCAGCCCAAGGAUGGGAAUGGCGUGUUUGCUGUGGACGGGGAGUUGAUGGUCACUGAGGCUGUGCAGGGCCAGGUGCACCCAAACUACAUCUGGAUGGCCAGUGGCUGUGUGGAGUCCCCACCUUCUCAGGAGCCACAGACUCCACCUGGCUGGAAGCCUCAGCAGACGCCACUUCCCAAAGAGCCCUUCUGACUUAUGUGGGCCUUACUGUGCCUUAGUCUGUGUAUUUGGUCUACUCUGAGCUCAGGACCCUCCCUCUUUCCUCCAGGAUUGGAGGACCCUCCUCAGCUCACACUGGGGGGCUGGAGGAGGACUCCAGCAGGAAGGUGGAGGGUGUGCUUUGGAAGGACAAGCUCUCUCCACCAAAGGCCAGGACAAAGCCCUGGGCCAGGGGCCCAGCUGCCUGCAGAAACUACCCUUUUGUUCUGGGAGCCCUACCCCAUGAAUUAAAUCCAAAUAAAGUGAUAUUCCCUGCCUACCA
Manis javanica (Malayan pangolin) is the source of this 3540-nucleotide messenger RNA. It is a transcript of the gene SPHK1, whose product is annotated as sphingosine kinase 1. The record is from RefSeq and is a predicted model, not a curated record. Lineage: Eukaryota; Metazoa; Chordata; Mammalia; Pholidota; Manidae. Gene Ontology annotation, cellular component: intracellular membrane-bounded organelle; membrane; cytoplasm. Gene Ontology annotation, biological process: phosphorylation; negative regulation of apoptotic process; cellular response to growth factor stimulus.